AUGAUCCAAACAACGCCAGCGACUGGCCCAGGACCCAGUUCUGGGCGCCUCAAAUACGCAGAUCCCCGCGAUCUCCCUAGCUAUCCUUCGACAGGACUUCGACCUGACGGCGCCGCUGCCAGUGCUGCUGCCUCUCUUGGAUGGGCGAACCAGAAAACCAUUAAGUGCUGGAAGCCCGACAAAGUCUCGUCGGCAUCCGCAGCCGCCGUUUUGGCCAAGGACUACAAGAUGGCGCCGGCCUGGGAACCGACAUCCAACUCGGCCGGCCACAAGGCCGCGCUUCUGGCCCUCGGCUCAGCCAACACGAUGAACAAGGCGCCAGCCCAACGAAGCCCCCAUGGCGGCUGGGGGAGCUCUGCAGCCACCCAAGCCUUUAAUACGAACCGCUCCAGCUCGACCAGACAGGUGCACCCCUCGACCUCCACCAAGUCGUUGCAAGGCCAGAGAUCGCUCGCCGCUGCCAAAGAAGCCAUGUCUGGCACAAGACCUCGAGCCAUCUCGACGCCCGCUCCUCCUUAUUCCCUGGAGUCGAUGGCCGCCUCCAGUGCUCUGAGCGGCGCUACCAUGGCCCACCAGGCAUCGCUUAGGUCUAAGCCGUCAGCAGACAACGGCGGCGCAGUGUCCGUCACCACCAUGACUCGCAAUAUGUUUACGUCGCAGCCGCCUGUCAAACCGGAGGUGGAUGAACGUGAGAACAACGAGAAGUUGCAUGCAACCGCCGUCGCAAUGGCGCGGCAAAUGUUCACCCAACAGCAAAAGAUGAUGGACCAGACCAAGGCGAGCCAGGGUCAAGACUCAGGCACCACGCAACCAAAACCAUACGUCAACCUCCAGGAAGCCGCAUACAAGCAAGCCCAGGAGCGGUUGGCCAAGAUUGAAAAUGAACACCAGAAAAGCCGUGAAUUCAAUGACUACUACGGUAGCUCACCAUCAGUUCGACGCCGUUUCUCGCUGACCUCAAAGCUGCGGCGCAGGGCCUCUAGCGACGGGGAUCUUGACGACCGUGAGCAGACUGAGAAGAUCCGACAACAGAUGUCAUUAUUUUCCAAUAAAUUGUCUCAGGUUGACCAACAGAAGCGCAAGAAGGACCGUGAUGCACUGAUGGCUGCAGCCCAACGCAAUGUCAAGGCCCAGCUCCAAGGCAUGGACAGAAAGGUCUUCGAGGAAACCGGCCAAGUGAACCCAACCAUGUUGACUGAGUGGGAUCUCAAAGCCCACCAGGUUGCAUACGCAAACCACCAGUCACGUACUGAGAACAAGGGGAAGGUUGACAUUGGCGGCGGCAAAUUUAUGGCUCCAGAAGAGGUUGAUGCCAUCGCGUCCAAGAGGGUGCAACCUGUGUUGGACGACAUCAACGAAAAGGCCGCAGCUGAGCAUGAGCGACUGGCUGCCCUGAAGAUGGAUGAAGAAGCAAAAAAGGCCGAGAUGGAGAAACAAAAGGCUCGGGAUCGUGAGAUUAAAGAAAUCAACAAGAAACUUAAGGAACAAGACAAACAGGAAGAAAGGGCCAAAAAGGCCGAAGCAAAGGCUGCAAGGGCAGAAGAGAAGCGUCAGGCCAAUGAAGAGAAAAGAUCGUCAAAGGCGGGUUCCGCUGGCGUGGGCGAAGGUGAUACGAAUGACAACGAAGUUACCAAGGACAGUGAGCAUCAGGACGCUCCUUCAACAGAAAGGCCUCGACCGGCAACCAUGGAAACUGACACGACAAACACGGACAAUGAGAGACGAAAAUCUAACGAAUCUCCAAUAUCACCAACAUCCAAGGUCAAAGGAUGGAUCAAGCAGCGGUUUUCGCGGGGCAAGUCGGUUAGUGAGAGUGAAAGACCGAGCGACAAGAAACGUGGCUUCCUUGGAGGUGCUGCUCUCCGGGAUUCAGACCCAAAUCGCAGCACAACAAGUCUGGACAACCGACCGACGAGUAUGCGAGAUGUUGCCCUUGCGGGUAGGACCAAUGGACCUGACAUGAACGAGACUGACCCGGUGCAAGACUCUCGAGGAGUUAGCCCUAUUAGCUCCGAGGGGAACGUUCCGGACGAUGUCAUAACUCCUCCUCGGCCGAUUGGGGGUCAUGUUGUUCGCGAUAGCCACAGCCCUUCCAGGGAUUCCCGAUUCCGAGAGAUGAUGGAUCACUGA
Molecule: messenger RNA, 2130 nt
Organism: Ilyonectria robusta
Lineage: Eukaryota; Fungi; Ascomycota; Sordariomycetes; Hypocreales; Nectriaceae
Exons: 3
Coding region: 1-2130 (709 amino acids)
Biological process (GO): eisosome assembly
Source: RefSeq, a predicted model, not a curated record